UUUGUCAGUUAUUGUUUUUCUCUGCCUUUAUUCAGCUGCCUUCUAAAUACCACUUGUUUCCUUCUUCCUUUGUAUAAGCUGUGUAGCCAUAGAUGGUUAUUCACUUGUAGCUUCAAUUCCAUAAUUCAAUUUUAAUUUUCUUGAAAACAAAUAAUCAGUUGCAGCUCUAAUUUGCUGAGGAGUUUCUUCAUAUUUAUGAACAGUCGAUGAACAUGAGUUCUCCGUCAACUCAAUUUGCCCCCGCAAGGAUGGGGAUAUUCGAACCUUUCCACCAUAUGAGUAUGUGGGAAGACACAUUUAGAGGUGAAAUUAUGCCCAACGCUGGUGCUAUGGUCACACCGCCAAAUGACAGGGCAGAUGACAAGUCUGGAUAUACUUCUAGUGAACAACUUAUACCCUCGGGAUCUGAGGAUAAUCAAGCAGGAAAGAGUAUUUCAGACAAGGUACAACGGCGUCUAGCACAGAAUCGUGAAGCUGCACGUAAAAGCCGUAUGAGGAAAAAGGCUUAUGUUCAGCAGCUUGAAAAAAGCAAUUUGAAACUAGCACAACUUGAAAUGGAACUUGAGAGAGCUCGACAGCAGGUCAGUGAAAUUCUCUCCUGCGCAUUUCUAACUUGUAUAGAUACACUUCAUAUCCCACUCACAUCAUGUAAUGAAUUAUUGCAGGGACUGUACAUUUUUGGUUCAAAUGGUAAUGCGGGGAUAAGUUCAACAAUUAAUCCAGGAAUAGCUGCAUUUGAAAUGGAAUAUAGCCAGUGGGUUGAAGAGCAACAAAAAAAGAACGUAGAGUUGAGGAACAUUUUGCAAUCCCAUGUAAGCGAAAUGGAGCUCCAGCUGCUGGUAGAAACCGUCUUAAACCACUACUACAAUCUCUUCCGAAUGAAAGCUGAUGCUGCAAAAGCUGAUGUGUUUUACCUGAUGUCUGGGAUGUGGAGAACAUCAGUCGAGCGCUUUUUCCUCUGGAUUGGAGGAUUCAAGCCAUCUGAACUCAUAAAUGUGGUGAUGCCACAACUUGAGCCAUUAUCCGAUCAGCAGAUCGUGAAAAUCUGUAAUCUGCGACACUGUUGUCAGCAAGCCGAGGAUGCUCUCACUCAGGGAAUGGAUAAACUUCAGCAGAAUCUGGCACAGAACAUCCUAACUAUGACUACCGGAAUGGGAAGUUACAGUUCUCAGAUGGUUUCUAGUAUGGAAAAGUUAGAAGCACUCGAGAGUUUUGUUAACCAGGCAGAUCACCUCCGGCACCAAACACUACAACAAAUGUCACUUAUCCUGACUACACGCCAAUCAGCCAGGGGGUUACUCGCUUUUGGGGAGUAUCUUCAACGUCUUCGUGCUCUAAGUUCGCUUUGGGCUGCCCGUCCUCGUGAACCUACCUAGCCUGUUAUAAUGACAAAACAUAUGAAGAUAACUAGCUUUCUUUAGUAGCAGCUGGUUAUGCCUGGACGAGUUGUAUAUGGAAAACCUAAUCAAAGUCUUGUCUAGAUUGAUAUAGUUUUCAUAAUAUGAAAUAUAUAUGAUUCAGGUAACAUGGAAAGUUUUAAGAAUUUAUGUAUAUAGGAAGAACU
Messenger RNA from Lycium ferocissimum, 1564 nucleotides. RefSeq names its product transcription factor TGA1-like. Bases 207 to 1376 code for a protein of 389 amino acids. Gene Ontology annotation, biological process: regulation of DNA-templated transcription; DNA-templated transcription. Gene Ontology annotation, molecular function: sequence-specific DNA binding; DNA-binding transcription factor activity. NCBI's taxonomy places the organism in Eukaryota, Viridiplantae, Streptophyta, Magnoliopsida, Solanales, Solanaceae. The record is from RefSeq and is a predicted model, not a curated record. The transcript is spliced from 8 exons.